Anoplophora glabripennis (Asian longhorned beetle) is the source of this 3201-nucleotide messenger RNA. Its product is annotated as lysosomal alpha-mannosidase. Gene Ontology annotation, molecular function: alpha-mannosidase activity; carbohydrate binding. The record is from RefSeq and is a predicted model, not a curated record. Gene Ontology annotation, biological process: mannose metabolic process. Gene Ontology annotation, cellular component: lysosome. NCBI's taxonomy places the organism in Eukaryota, Metazoa, Arthropoda, Insecta, Coleoptera, Cerambycidae. Bases 215 to 3154 code for a protein of 979 amino acids. The transcript has 15 exons.
AUGGAGGCAUAAUUUUUACAAACUCGGUUGAUGUGCCUAUAGUUUAUACUUAAAACUAAUCCACACCACUAAAACGCUUAUCUCGAGCAAAUCUGAAGUAGGAAUGGAAUUAAAUAAAUCGAUACGAUAAAAUCUGGUAUGCAAAACUGAUAUAAAUUCCAGAUUAACCAGUGCUCGUUCAAAGUUGCCUGCACUUACCGGCUAAUAACUGACAAUGUUGUUAACUGUAAUAAUACUAAUUCUAAUCGGUGCUUUGGCAAAUGGGGUACUGUAUUCCAAGUAUGAAGAAGCUCAGUGCGGAUACCAGGCUUGUCCAGCAACUGAUCCGACAAAACUGAACGUCCAUCUCAUCCCCCAUUCCCACGACGAUUUAGGGUGGUUGGAAACGGUGGACAAAUACUUCUACAAAGAGGUGCAGUAUGUUAUAUCUUCCGCAGUAGAGGCUCUAGAGAGAAAUCCAAGCAGAAGGUUUAUUCAAGUAGAAACAGCCUAUUUCCAUUAUUGGUGGCAGUUCCAAGACGAAAGUAUGAGGGAUUCGGUAAAGAAACUCAUUAAUCAAGGCAGGCUAGAAGUUAUAAACGGGGGUUGGAGUAUGAACGAUGAGGCGACCACCCACUACCAGUCCAUUAUUGACCAAUUUACCUUCGGUCACAGAUGGUUGUACGAAACUUUUGGGGAAUGUGGUGUGACGAAAACUGGCUGGCAGAUCGAUCCGUUUGGUCACAGUAGGGAACAAGCUUCGAUUUACUCCCAGAUGGGUUUUGAUUCUUUCUUCAUAAUGCGUUUUGACUAUAGAGACAAGGGUAAGAGGAAGAGCGAAAGGACUUUGGAUUUGCUUUGGAAAGGAAGCGAAAAUUUGGGCAGCAAUACAAACAUCUUCACAAGUGGAUUUUCCGAAGAUACCUACGCCUGGCCUAACAACCUAUGCUUUGACUCGUCCUGUGACAACCACGUGGUCAUGGAUGAGAAGAGUACUGAGUUCAACUUGCAGAGAAUAAUAAACGACUUUACUGGAAUAAUAAAUGAGAGAUCCCAGUAUUAUCCCACCAACAACCUCUUCAUAACUAUGGGCGACGACGUGCACUAUCAAGGAGCUCACAAAGGUUUCAUCAGCAUAGACAGAAUCAUCAGCGGUUUUCAAAAGUAUGAUCCCGCACUUGCUGAUGGCAGAAAACUAAACGUCUUCUACUCUACCCCUUCCUGCUACGCCAAGGCUGUGAACGACUAUGUUGUAAGAGAAAACCAGACUUUGAAUUACAAAACCGACGAUUUUCUACCUUUGGUCACGACAGACUAUAGCGGUUGUUGGACUGGCUUCUUCACAUCGAGGCCCACUUCGAAACGUUUCGAACGCGUUUCGAACAAUGUCUUACAGGCUGCUAAACAACUGACUGCUCUGGCUGGUUUCUCGCGUGACGAGACUUACAGAUUAGAAGACGCUCUAGGUAUAAUGCAACACCACGACGCCAUCACUGGAACGCAGCGGCAGGACGUGGAGAAGGACUACCACAGGCGAUUGCAUGCUGGGAUUAUGGACUCGGUUGUGGUGAUCAGUAGGGCACUAACCUCGCUAUUGAAUUUGGACAAUGACAUCGAUUUGCACUACUGCCCGUUCGCUAAUAUCAGUAUUUGUGCUGAAACUAAGACGGACAGUUUCAAAAUGCUCUUGUACAAUCCUCUCGGAAGGAUAGUGAACCAUUACGUCCAAAUUCCCGUUGAUGGUAACGGUUGGACAGUAACCGAUCCAGAAGGUGCUGUUGUAAAAAAUUCUGUAUACUCCCCAAUACGUAGCUUCAAAUUUGCGUCGGAUGAUUUGGGUAGACCAAUCAGCGACAGUGUCAUGAUGUUCAAAGCGGAAAAUUUACCCCCACUGGGAUAUAAGGUGUAUACAGUAAAAAAAUCCAACACAGAGACAACUGAAGAACAGAUAGAGCAGCCUCAAGUAGCAUAUGAUGAAAUAAGGGCUGGAUAUCAGAAUAACUAUGUGGUUUUAAAUGGUGACACCGGGUUCGUGGACAGAAUGGCCAUAAACGGCUUUGAAAUGAAAGUGACGCCCCAGGUGAUGUUCUACUACAGCGACUGGUCCUCUGGAGCAUACAUGUUCAAGCCCAACGGUUCUCAUAGAGACCCGGUUAACUUUGCCGAUAGAGUAGACAAUCAGAUCAAGACGAGCGAAGUGAGCGUUGAAAUAAAACAAGAGAUGAGGGACUGGGGAAUUAUAACCAUCAGAAUCUACCCUGAUACCGACUACAUACAUAUAGAUUGGUUGGCUGGACCUAUCGAUGUCGGCGACGGCCAAGGCAGGGAUGUCAUAAUACGAUACAUGACGGAACUAGAAACAAAUGGUCUCUUCUACACCGAUUCUAACAGCAGGGAAUUGAUGGAAAGGAAGAGGAAUUAUAGGCCUACCUUUGAGUUCACCGAUGGGGAACCUCAGGCUGGUAAUUAUUAUCCAGUGACGAGCAGGAUUGUACUGAAAGAUCACGACAAAGGCGUCGAAUUUGCUGUUAUCACCGACAGACCAGAAGGAGGAUCUAGCCUGAAUGAUGGUCAAGUGGAACUGAUGGUUCACAGGGCUCUUCUUAGAGAUGAAUUUGGCGAACACUUGUAUGAAAUGGAAUAUGGUACAGGACUAGUCGCUAGGGGUUCUCAUUAUAUUACUUUUGGGCCAACUAACAGUGAGGGGUCCAAAUCUCAGGCUUUCACUCAAAGAGACCUUGCUGUGAAGAAACACCAAAUUCCAUUGGUAUUCUUUCCUCACGGUGACGUCCCUAUUGGGCCUAUAUCUUUCCUUAAAGGAGAACUGCCUGAAAAUGUCAGACUGCUGACGUUGCAAAAGUGGAGCGACGAUGAUAACAAAUACCUAAUAAGACUGGAACAUUUCUUGGAGAAAACUGAUGACGCUGAGUUAUCCAAAGAAGUUACAGUUGAUAUCGAGAGUUUAUUUACAACUCUGAAUAUCGUUUCACUAGAAGAACGGACACUAAACGGUAUAACUCCUCUGGAAAAAGUGACUAGAUUACAAUGGCCCCAAGUUAACGAAGAAGUUUCUGGGAUUCUUAGCAGAAAGGGUAGAAUUAUGAGGGAUCCUACCGACUUGAAAAUCACUUUGGCUCCGAUGCAGAUUCGAACCUUCAUUGCCACAAUAAAUUAAGAAAUAUUUAUUGUUAUUCCAUUAAAACAUAAAAUUUUGAUGAAGGA